Messenger RNA from Necator americanus (New World hookworm), 684 nucleotides. RefSeq lists its product as uncharacterized. Bases 1 to 684 code for a protein of 227 amino acids. The transcript has a single exon. NCBI's taxonomy places the organism in Eukaryota, Metazoa, Nematoda, Chromadorea, Rhabditida, Ancylostomatidae. The record is from RefSeq and is a predicted model, not a curated record.
AUGCGAAAGUUGGAAUGGGACGACAUGGGAGUGAAGGUUGAUGGUCGGCAGCUACGCCCUUUGCGCUUUGCUGAUGACAUCGUACUGAUAACACCUAGCAUCAGCCAAGCGGAACGAAUGCUGACUGAAUUCGACGAAACAUGUGGAUGCAUCGGUCUUCGGCUGAAUCUACAAAAGGCGAUGUUCAUGCGGAACGGAUGGGUCUCGGAUGCCCCACUUACGCUCAACGGAACGAACAUAUCCGAAUGCACCAGCUACGUUUAUCUGGGUCGGGAACUGAACAUGAUGAACGACCUGACCCCCGAGCUGGGCAGGAGGAGACGAGCGGCUUGGGGAGCGUACAAGAGCAUCGAGGAUGUAGUGAAGAAGACCAGGAACACCCGGCUCCGUGCUCACCUCUUCAACACCACCGUACUUCCUGCUUUGACCUAUGCUUCGGAAACCUGGGCAUUUCGCAAGCAGGAAGAAAACGCGGUGAGCGUCAUUGAACGCGCAAUUGAGAGAGUGAUGCUAGGAGUAUCCCGUUUCACGCAAGUGAGGGACGGGAUUCGAAGUUUUCUCCUACGUCAGCGAUCGAAGAUUAGAGACGCCGCCGCGUUUGCCAAGGAAAGUAAAAUAAGGUGGGCCGGACACGUGAUGACACGUGAUGACGCUUUAAUGACAACCGUUGGACCAGAGCCGUGA